This is a messenger RNA of Anguilla anguilla (European eel), 4338 nucleotides long. RefSeq names its product symplekin (gene sympk). Gene Ontology annotation, cellular component: mRNA cleavage and polyadenylation specificity factor complex. The transcript is spliced from 27 exons. The record is from RefSeq and is a predicted model, not a curated record. Lineage: Eukaryota; Metazoa; Chordata; Actinopteri; Anguilliformes; Anguillidae. Bases 148 to 4005 code for a protein of 1285 amino acids.
GUUGUGUCCAAAUCAAUAUGGCGCGUUCCUAGCAGCCUGUUAUCCCUAAAACAGUUGUAUUUCAAAGCUUUUUCUUGAAAGCAAUCCACGAUCUGCCUUGGCAGAUCCACCUAAGUGCUCCCCGGCCGGUGACAGCUCCGAGCCAGGAUGGCGUCGGGCAGCGGGGAAGGUGGUACGGGCGUGAGGACCAGCGUGGCCUCGCAGUUUUUCACUGGGGAAGAAGACACAGCUAUCGACAUGACCACCAGUGAAAAGGUGGUGGAUCUUUUGAACCAGGCUGCUCUAAUCUCCACAGAGAACAAGCUCACUGUCCUGAAGCAGGUUCAGGAGCUCAUCAUUAAUAAGGACCCUUCAUUGCUUGACAAUUUCUUGGAUGAGAUCAUAGCAUUCCAGACUGAUAAAUCGAUAGAAGUCCGAAAAUUUGUGAUCGGAUUCAUAGAGGAGGCUUGCAAGCGAGACAACGAGCUUCUGCUGAAGCUGAUCGCUAACCUGAACAUGCUGCUGAAGGACGAGAGCGUGAACGUGGUGAAGAAGGCCAUCCUCACCCUCACUCAGCUCUACAAAGUGGCCCUGCAGUGGCUGGUGCGCUCCAAGGCGGUGUCGGACAUGCAGGAGGCAUGCUGGGACAUGGUGACGCAGAUGAAGGAGGACGUGCUGGCGCUCCUGGACUCGGACAACGACGGCGUGCGCACCCACGCCAUCAAGUUCACCGAGUCGCUCAUCAUCACCCUGUCGCCCCGGACGCCCGACUCGGACACGCCCCGCCGGCAGGAGGGCGACAUCAGCCUGGACAAGAUCCCGCGGGACCACUCCUACAUCCGCUAUGAUACGCUGUGUGAGGAGGGGAAGCAGGCCCUGGAGCAGCUGCUGAAGUUCAUGGUGCACCCGGCCAUCUCCAGCAUCAACCUGACCACCGCGCUGGGCUCCCUGGCAACGCUGGCCCGGCAACGGCCCAUGUUCAUGUCCAAGGUGGUGCAGGCCUACGAGACCCUGCACGCCAACCUGCCCCCCACCCUGGCCAAGUCGCAGGUGAGCAGCGUGCGCAAGAACCUGAAGCUGCACCUGGUGUCGGUGCUGCGGCACCCGUGCAGCGUGGAGUUCCAGGGGCAGAUCGGCACGCUGCUGCUGGACCUGGGCAUGGCGCAGAGCGACAUCGCCCGCUGCACGCCCGCCCCCCGCGACCAGCGCAAGCGCGCCCGCCACGAGCCCUACGCCGAGGGCAAGAAGAUCAAGAUGGAGCCCGCUCUCAUUGAGGAUGAUGAAGAUAAGGAAGAGCCCGCCCCGGCGCUGGCCCCCAAGCCCUCGUCCGUCCCGGGGACGCAGUCCGCCAUCGACCUGACCGCCGAGUUCCUGCUCCCGCUGCUGUCCCCCGAAAACGUGGCUAACCUGGUGCUGAUCAGCAUGGUCUACCUGCCCGACGCCAUGCCGGCCUCCUUCCAGGCCACCUACACCCCGGUGGAGUCUGCCGGCACCGACGCCCAAAUUAAACACUUGGCGCGCCUCAUGGCCACUCAGAUGACCUCCGCUGGGAUUGGGCCAGGGCUGGAGCAGUGCAAGGCGAGAGAGGAGGAUGCUGGGAAGGAAGCGGCGGAGCUGGAGGCGGCGACAGAGACCCUGUCCGCCUCCAAAGACCUGCUCAUCAAGCGUAGGGUGUCGUCCGUGUCCAUGGGCCAGGCCAUCUCCGUGGUGGGGGCCUACGGGGGCAAGAGCCAAUCGGAGGACGCCGAGGAGAGCCCCCAGGUCGCCAUGGUGAAGAGGAUGCCUGAGCCCAUCCUGCCCUCCACGCAGACCAAAGCCCCCGGCGCAAGCGGGCGGAAGAAAGUGUUCCGAUUGGCCGACGUGAUGCAGCCCCUGGCGGACGCCCAGAUGGAGAAACUGACCAACAUGGCCGUCAAACGCAUCCUCCAAUCGGAGAAGGCCGUCGCGCGGAGUGGGAUGGCCCACGUCCGCGUGAAGCUGCUCUCCCGCCUGGUGACGCAGUUCGAGGGGGCGAUGAAGGACGAGGUGCUGGCCUUCGUCCUGGAGGACAUCCGCUUGCGCAGCGACCUGGCCUUCUCCCUGCUGUACCAGGAGUACAACGCCUACCUCAGCCAGCUGCCCAACGGCUGCCUGGACAGCUACGACCACUGCCUGAUCACCCUGCUGUCCGGCCUGCAGGAGAAGCCCGAGCAGAGGGACGGGUUGUUCACUAAGCUGGUGCUGGAGGCUCCUCUUAUCACAGAGUCCGCUCUGGAAGUGAUUCGGCGCUACUGUGAGGACGAGUCACGGGUGUACCUGGGCAUGACCACGCUGAAGGAGCUGAUCGUGAAGCGCCCCUCCAGGCAGUUCCAGUACCUGCACGUCCUGCUGGACCUCAGCUCCCACGACAAGGACAAGGUGCGCUCCAACGCCCUGACCUUCAUCAAGCGCAUGUACGAGAAGGACCAGCUCAGGGACUACAUCGAGAAGUUCGCUCUCAACUACAUGCAGCUGCUGGUGCACCCCAACCCCCCCUCUCUGCUCUUCGGAGCCGACAAGGACACAGAGGUGGCGUCUCCCUGGACGGAGGAGACCGUGAGGCAGUGCCUGUACCUCUACCUCUCCCUCCUGCCGCUCAACCACAGGCUGGUCCACGAGCUGGCGUCCGUCUACACCGAGGCCAUCGCCGACAUCAAGCGCACCGUGCUGCGCGUCAUCGAGCAGCCCAUACGGGGCAUGGGGAUGAACUCUCCCGACCUGCUCCUGCUGGUGGAGAACUGUCCCAAGGGGGCGGAGACUCUGGUCACCCGCUGCCUGCACAUCCUCACAGACAAAGUGCCUCCCUCUCCGGAGCUGGUGGAGAGGGUGAGGGACCUGUACCACAAGCGGGUGCCGGACGUGCGGUUCCUCAUCCCCGUCAUCAACGGACUGGAGAAGAAAGAGGUGAUCCAGGCCCUGCCCAAACUCAUCAAACUCAACCCCAUCGUGGUGAAGGAAGUCUUCAACCGCCUGCUGGGCACGCAGCACAGUGAGGGCAGCUCCUCCAUGUCUCCCCUCACCCCCGGGGAGCUCCUGGUCGCCCUGCACAACAUCGACUCCACCAAGUGCGACAUGAAGUCCAUCAUCAAGGCCACGAACCUGUGCUUCGGGGAGAAGAACGUGUACACGUCGGAGGUGCUGGCGGUGGUGAUGCAGCAGCUGAUGGAGCAGAGCCCCCUGCCCAUGCUGCUCAUGCGCACCGUCAUCCAGUCCCUCACCAUGUACCCGCGGCUGGGCGGCUUCGUCAUGAACGUCCUGGCCCGCCUCAUCCCCAAGCAGGUGUGGAAGUACCCCAAGGUGUGGGAGGGGUUCGUCAAGUGCUGCCAGCGCACCAAGCCGCAGUCCUUCACCGUCCUGCUGCAGCUGCCCCCGCCCCAGCUGAGCAGCGUGUUCGAGCGCUGCCCCGAGAUGAGGGAGCCGCUGCUGCAGCACGUGCACUCCUUCACCCCCCACCAGCAAGCCCACAUCCCCGCCUCCGUCAUGGCGGUGCUGGAGGCCAACACCAGGCAGGAGCCGGAGGUCGUCGAGCCAGAGGAACGGGAGAUGGAGCCGCCUAGCGUAGCGCCAGUGCCUGUGCCUGUGCCUGUGCCUGUGCCCGUGCCCGUGCCAGUGCCUGUGCCCGUGUCAGUGCCAGUGCCAGUGCCCGCCCCGCCCCCUGCAGUGGAACCUGCCCCGGUGUUGCAGGCCACCACCCCUGAGCCCCAACCCCAACCCCAACCCCAACCCCAGCAGCCAUAUCCAGCUAAUCCGGAAGAGGAGGAGGAGGAGGAGGAGCCAAUGGAGCAAGGAGAGCCCGCCCCUGUCGCUGCCCAAGACAACCCCACUGAAGCCGUCACGCAGGAGGAAUCGGUGGAACCCGAGGAGAUCUCCGCCCCCUCCCCCGUGGAGAAGGCUGAUGAGCCAAUGGAAGAGGGUGUAGCAGAGCCUCCUGAGGAAGCCGACCAAUCGAAAGAGCCCAUGGAAGAGAGUAACGUGGAGGCAGAGACUGAGGCUGGCGAUCCAGAAUGAUCGCCUGAGGACAGUACCGAGUAGCUUUAGCGUCGCAAAGGGUGGAGAAAAGGAAAAAGGAUACACUGGCGUGUGUGGAGUCCACAAAGAUUGAGCUGCUGAAGAUCUGGAAUAAGGACGAGCUGCAGAAAUUCAAGUCAUGGGGAAACACGCUUUUCUUUUUUAGAAAACUAAAAUAAGUAAUGUCAUAAAACUCCCUUGUGUAUCAGAGAAAGCUGAGAGGUAACUUUCUAGAUUUCUAGGUUUGUAUUUUGUCUUGGAGGAAGAAGUUGACUGAUUGCUUGGAACAAAAGGCAUUCUUUGAAAGAGAAUUAAAGGAAAUUUAAUAUCCUU